Molecule: messenger RNA, 1446 nt
Organism: Funneliformis mosseae
Lineage: Eukaryota; Fungi; Glomeromycota; Glomeromycetes; Glomerales; Glomeraceae
Source: the annotation of a GenBank genome assembly
AUGUCAUACUCUCCCGGUUCAAUCGUUUACGCAAAGCUUAAAGGAUACCCUUGGUGGCCAGCACGAGUUGAAGUUGAAUCUUCAUUACCCUCCCAAGUUCGUUCUAAAAAACCCAAAACACCUAAACCAACAAUUGGUGUUCGAUUUUUUGGGACUAAGGAUUAUGGUUGGUUUGGAAGUAAUGAUCUUAAACCAUUCGACAAGAAGGAUGCCGAAAUAACAUUGCAAAAAAUGAAAAAGCGUGACAAAUUGUUAGAAAGAUCUAUACAAAAUGAAAGUAAGAAAUCAAGUGAAUCUUAUGAUAAUGAAGAAGACGAGGGAGAAUAUUCAAAAAGAUCAAAAAUUCGUAAUAAAGGAAAUAAAAAAAAUAAAAAGACCACAACUUCUAAAGGUUCAGAUCAUCGUAGAACAAAGUCAUUGAGCGGUGGAAAGUCGAAGAAAAAAUCACAUACUUAUUCAUCAGAGGAAGAUGAUGAUGUAAAUAAUGAUGGAAAAGGGGGGAAGAAACGUAGGGCCAGUGAAGGUGCUACUAUAAAGCGUAAACAGAGAAAGAUAGACUAUACUGAUGAUGAAAAAAUGGAUUUGGAUGAGGAUAAAAGCGAGGAUGAGACAAAAAAAAAGGAACGACGUCAAAAUGUCAAAAAGGAUCGAGCAUCUAGAAGUGAAGGUUCGAAAUCAUCUGAUAAUGAAUCACCUGAGGAUGAUAGGAUUAAAAGAGAUAUUAAUGAAGACGAUGAAAGCAAAUCAAGUAGAUUAGAAUCUGAAAUUCAUCAUCGUCCGUCUAAAUCACGACAUUCGAGAACACCCGGUGAAUGGUUGCUUCAUUUGAGGCAUAAACUUCAGAGAAUGACUCUGAAAGAUGAUGUCGAGUCAUUAGAUAUGGAUAAGAUCGAUGAAGUAUUUACCGAAGUUGAAAAUUUCAAAAUCACUAUUCCUUUAUUGAAGGAAAGUAAAAUUGGUAAACUUAUGAGAAAAAUUGCCGAAAAGGAUUUCGAUCCAGACCCAAAAAAAAUUAUAGAACGAAGCAAUGAAUUAAUUAGGAAAUGGAAAUGUUUGUUAGAAACACCUACUCAGGAAGGAUCUGAUGAAGAAACGUCACCCAAAACAGUUAAUCAAGUUGAAUCGCCAAACCUUGAUGAAGUCGUUUAUAACGAAAAAAGUGAUAUUCUUUUGUCUUAUGAACAAGAGAUUGAUAAUAAGAAAAUUGAAGAAAAUGUCGAUAAUAAUAUUGUCGAUAAUAAUAUUGUGAAAGUGGAAAAUGAAAAGUUCCCAUCAGCAAUGGAUGUUGACGAUACUAAUGAAGCCCAAUCGAAGACUGGCGAAGAAAAACUGGUAGUUGAAAACAAAGAUAAUAUUGUCACAAAUGGGUCAUCACCUGCAGCUAACAAUCAAGAAGUAAAUAGUCAUGAAAAAGAGGAUAUUAAAAAUACAACUCUUGAAUUGUGA